Molecule: messenger RNA, 1298 nt
Organism: Magnolia sinica
Lineage: Eukaryota; Viridiplantae; Streptophyta; Magnoliopsida; Magnoliales; Magnoliaceae
Product: thiamine thiazole synthase 2, chloroplastic-like
Exons: 2
Coding region: 63-1121 (352 amino acids)
Biological process (GO): thiamine biosynthetic process
Source: RefSeq, a predicted model, not a curated record
CACCCUCCCUUCUUCCUCCAACGCCCAAAUCCCAAAUCCCUAGAAAAACCCUAACUCCAAUCAUGUCCACCAUGGCCACCACCCUCACCUCCUCUCUCUCCUCCAAACCCAAAACUCCUUUACUAGAUCACUCAUCCUUCCAUGGCCAUCCCAUCCGCAUCCAAUCCAUCCGUCCAUCAUCAUCCUCCUCCCAUCCAACCCUCUCCAUCUCCAACUCCUACAACCUCCAAAACUUCCAAUUCGACCCCAUCAAAGAAUCCAUCGUCUCACGUGAAAUGACCCGCCGAUACAUGACCGACAUGAUAACCUACGCCGACACCGACGUCAUCGUCGUCGGCGCCGGCUCCGCCGGCCUCUCCUGCGCUUACGAGCUUAGCAAAAACCCAUCCGUCCGUGUAGCCAUCAUCGAGCAGUCGGUCAGCCCAGGCGGCGGUGCCUGGCUCGGCGGCCAGCUCUUCUCAGCCAUGGUAGUCCGUAAGCCAGCCCAUCUCUUCCUCGACGAGCUUGGUGUGGAUUACGACGAACAAGACACCUACGUUGUAAUCAAGCACGCCGCGCUCUUCACGUCGACGAUCAUGAGCAAGUUGCUGGCCAGGCCGAACGUGAAGCUCUUCAAUGCUGUAGCGGCCGAGGAUCUGAUCGUGAAAGGCAAUAGGGUUUCGGGCGUCGUGACGAACUGGGCUCUGGUGUCGAUGAACCAUGAUACGCAAUCUUGUAUGGACCCCAACGUCAUGGAAUCGAAGGUUGUAGUGAGCUCGUGCGGCCAUGAUGGACCGUUCGGUGCUACCGGUGUGAAGAGACUCAAGAGCAUCGGGAUGAUCGAUGCCGUCCCUGGGAUGAAGGCCCUUGAUAUGAAUACUGCGGAGGAUGCGAUCGUGCGGCUGACAAGGGAGAUCGUGCCUGGCAUGAUCGUUACCGGGAUGGAAGUCGCAGAGAUUGACGGUGCACCGAGAAUGGGGCCCACAUUUGGAGCGAUGAUGAUAUCAGGGCAGAAAGCGGCCCACUUGGCAUUGAAGGCUUUGGGACUGCCUAAUGCAUUGGAUGGGAGUUACAACCUUGGAAGCAUCCACCCAGAGCUGGUCCUAGCAUCUGCUGAGGCUUCUGAGAUUGCCGAUGCUUAGAGAAAGAAAUUAAAAAAAAAAAAAACGAAAAAAGAAAGAAAGGAGAGAUAGAGGUGCGUGCAUGUAAUGGAAUGGCGUGAGGUGUUUUUGCCUUUUUUAGGUUUUGUAAAAUCUUUCCUUUCCUACUCUCUAUAAAUUUUAUAUAAAAUAAUAAAUGUAGUGACAUUUCAUUUGCAA